AGAAUGGGAGAGGAACCGCAACCCUCACACUCGUUCGAAGCCCUGGUUACUCAUAUCAUUGAUAUCGACAAAUUCUGGGUACAGCCGUUAUAUAACAACGAGGAUAGAAAGAAAUUAGCUGUUAUAGAAAGUGCGCUAGGAAGCAGUGCUAAACCAAUCUCAGGGACUGGUAAAACCCCUAAAUCUGAUGAUUAUGUCAGCGUCAAACUAAACGAACGAGGUUGGAAGAGAGCCCGUCUGAAGCAGGAUAUCCACCAUUCCCUGGCUUAUAUCCAGCUGAUAGACUACGGUAGUGAUGAACAAGUCCCUGAAUCUGCCCUCUACUCGCUCCCUUACGAGCUAGGUAUAGAAGUACUGCAGGAGCAGUCCAUGAUGUGCGCUAUGGCAGGAGUAAAAGCUCUGCCGAACAGAUCCCCACACUCCGUACAGUAUUUCAGAGAGAUCCUGGUAAACAGGAAGGUGACAGUAAAGGCUUACUCCAUCUCCCCGGUUACUAGUGAUUUGUGGGUGGAUCUAGUGACGCCUGAGUUACACAGUGUCCGACAGAAUAUACUUCUACAUCAGCUGGGUACACCCACCAUCAUCCCUUCCGCUCCCAACACCAAAGACCCGGGAACUAUCCAACCUAAGCUGGGUGAAAGGAACGCUGUUAUUGUCAGUCACAUCAGUGAUCUGACUGAUUUCUACGUUCAGUACCGCGCUACAGAGAAGAAUAUCGGCAGUAUGAUGACCGCAAUAAAGAGCAUGUACUCCGCAAACGUGCCCAGCCCUGCUCAAAUGAUCAAUAUCGGAAUGUUGUGCUGUGUACAGCUGGGAUCUGACUGGUUCAGAGCUGAAAUCAAACAAGUCCUUUCCAAUGGCUACAUUCUGGUGAUCCUAAAAGAUUUCGGUAACGUACAACUGGUAACAGCUAAAGCGAUCUACCCACUCGAAGGUUCCCUGAUCACCACUCCCUUCUGGGCUGUGAGGUGUGGACUAAACAACAUUGCUCCCACAACUCCUACUGCUAUCGGCAACUUCCCUCGUCAACUAACUCAGUGGUUCCACAAGUACGCAACAGACUCCAACGCUUACCACAUGGCACACUUUAUCAGACAUGCUGAUGAGAGGUUCUACAUUGAACUACAGGACGAACAGGGCGGAGGUGAGACAAAACCUACAACCACGGAGCUCUUGAUAACGAACAAGUGUGCUAAAAGAGUGACAGACAACUUCCCAGCGUACGGUGGCAUGCAGGCUCAACUCAACCAGAUGGGGUCCGACAUGAUGAGUAGUCUGAACCAAAACAACCCCCAACAGUACGCCUCCGUAGCUAACUCAGGUGGACUGAAUGGUAGUUCAGGUCUAAACGGCCACUCAGCAGCCCACGGUGGCGGUAUGACGUCACAUGCUCCCGGUAUGACGUCACAUGCUACUGGAAUGACGUCACAGGCUACUGCUGCUGGUUAUGGAGCUAGUAACUAUCCUAGCAGCAUGGCCAGUCUCGCUGCUGCGAAUCCUAGUUUCAUGACGUCAGCUGCGAGCUACAUGAGUGCUAUCCAGUCUGGUCAACAACCGGGCUACCCUGCUCAAGCUCAACAACAACCACAGCAACCGCAACAAGCAGGUGGUGUUAGCAGCUAUCCAGCACAACAACCAGUAGGCCACUACCCAGUAGCCGCUCAACAGCCCCAGCAAGCUGUUGCUAGAGCUCCUCGCUCCAGGGGAGAGUCUAAGAUCCCUAGUGAUGCUUUUGAGGGACAAUAUCCCGCUCCUCAGCUUACUAGGAUGGAAGAAGUAACAGUGGAAAUAACAACAGACCCCAGAAACUUUGUGUGUCUUCUUAAGAAGUACUUUGACCAAGUAGACGGUGCAAAUAGUAAACUCAUGGAGGCUUACAACAGUGGCAAGGACUAUUCUAUUCCCUCUGCUAAAGUCAGAAGAGGAAUGGCUUGUGUAGCCCCUUACGAGGACGUGGGAGUGGAACAGUUCUACCGGGCCAAGAUAAUUAACAUAGACCGGAACGAUGCCGAGGUGCUCUUCAUAGACUACGGCAACAUCAACUUAGUCCCGCUUGCUGGACUCAAAUAUUUGCCUCAGGCAUGUGCUGUGGUCCCCGAGUCUUACAUUAGAUGUGAGUUUGAUAACGUAUCUCCUACUGAGGGUGAAACAUGGAGUGAGGGGUCUCUCAGAGCUUUCGAGGAUUACCUUGCGAUGGGAGACUUUGUAGCCGUGUUCAAAGGAAAGAACAAAACUGGAGAUCGUUACAAAGUGGAACUGUACUCAGUAGAACCUGGUAGCACUAACUUCCUCGAAAAUCCUGUCAGUGCGGAGUUAGAAAGAAGAGGAGUGCUGAAGAGAGGAGCUGAGCAGGCUGUAUCAUCUGCCUCAAACAGAGGUCGACGUGCUCACUCUUCCAGAGAACCCGAAGUAUCGAGACAGAGCAGUAAAGAAAUAGAGCAGAAAGGACGACGGGAUGAGUCAGAACGGGGCACUCGCAGCAGAGGACGAGACCUAACGGAGCGCGGGUCCUCCCCCUCCAGCAGUUCUGCUAAUUCUGAAUUAGUGAGAGCGGGAUUCAAACCACCAACUAUCUCGUAAGAAAAGGUAUACGAUUUAAGAAUGUCCACCAGCCCAACACGCCCAGCAAGUUCUCUUGUCAAAUACUGACGAAAAGAGAAGAGCUGGAGGAACUAACUGACCGGAUGAUGCAGGUGUACGAGAGAGGAGACGAAGAGGAUUACAUGGAGGACGAACACAUUCUUCCUUACGCGCCUUGUGCGGUGCUGCUGGAAACGUCCUGGCAGAGAGGUUACAUCCUGUCCUCGUCCUGUCACGGUUGCCAGGUGGUGAUGAUGGACACCAAGGAGGUCAGAUCUGUAGACCCUGACCAGCUCAGGUUCCUCCGGGAACAGUUCAUGAAACUACCAGCUCAGGGUGUGAAAUGUACCCUGGAUGCCAUCAACUGUAAAUCCAACAAUUGGAACAGUGAAUCAUGUCGUACUUUAAAGAGCUGGUGUCGGAGAACGAGUUUAUCGCUGAGUUCAGAUCAGAUAGAGGGGGGUCCUGGAAGAUAAUGCUCCACAGCAAUGUGAGCGGAGCAGAUCAGCUGGUGAACGCUAUGUUGUAGUGAAAGGGUGGGCUUCCUCCACUGACCAGACUGUCCGUGAAGCUGUCGACGACCUCAACGCUGCCAAGACUAGUCCAUUCCAGAUGUACCAAGUUGCUAUUGGUUCCUCAGUCUCUGUGUCACCGUGUCACGUGGAAGGACCUGAAGAGUUUUACGUACAACUGCUUGACUCCCAACAACCUAUAGAGGAGGUGCUCUGUGAUCUAUACUAUUAUCGAAGACGGAUAGCCUUGCGAACGUGCUGAAUCUUGAUAACUACUAAGCAGCACUUUCUGGGUCACGACAUGAGAAAGAGUAUUAUUAAGCCUGGUACAGGGGUAAGAUAGUGUCUGUAGCCAGGACUGGGUGCGAGGUGUUCUUUGUGGACUACGGUAACACUGAUGUCAUUGAAACUGUGCUAAUACAGGGACUAACCAAGAAGUUCAUGCAACAACCCAUGUAUGCUAUUAGAUGUAAACUGGACGGAAUAGAUCCCAACUUGAUGGAACAGAUGUCUGAAAUAAUCACUGACCUGGUUAACCCUGGAAACUGACAAGUAACUAUGUUCCACACGCAAACCCUUCAUCAAACAAAAAGAAUGGCUCCUGGUAUCGUUUAUACAAAGGUACAGUGCCCCCUCUACAG
Molecule: messenger RNA, 3733 nt
Organism: Bolinopsis microptera
Lineage: Eukaryota; Metazoa; Ctenophora; Tentaculata; Lobata; Bolinopsidae
Exons: 27
Coding region: 4-2580 (858 amino acids)
Biological process (GO): spermatogenesis; P granule organization; piRNA processing
Cellular component (GO): P granule
Source: RefSeq, a predicted model, not a curated record